Messenger RNA from Alnus glutinosa, 1915 nucleotides. RefSeq names its product putative receptor-like protein kinase At3g47110. Gene Ontology annotation, molecular function: protein binding. The record is from RefSeq and is a predicted model, not a curated record. NCBI's taxonomy places the organism in Eukaryota, Viridiplantae, Streptophyta, Magnoliopsida, Fagales, Betulaceae. The annotation marks the transcript as partial. The transcript has a single exon.
ACUUCUUUUUGAGAAUUCUUACUUCACACCCAAAACUGACCAAUCUGACCCCUACAAAGAGCACGCAUAAUACUCUGUAUCUUGCUCUGCCUCUCACAUUUCCCAAAUACUCUGCUUCCCUUCUCCAGCCAUUCCAAUGAAGCAGCUUGAUACCCGCAGCUUACACCUUGGUAUGAUUCUUCUCUUUUCUAUAAGCCUACUAUGCUUGCAACCCACCACUGUUGCUACUGCUGCCACCCCAACAAAUGAGACUGAUCGUCUUGCUCUUCUCAAAUUCAAAGAAUUGAUACCCAAUGACCCAUUCAACAUCUUCACCUCUUGGAAUGAUUCUAUCCACUUCUGCAACUGGCAGGGAGUUAUAUGCGGCCGCAAGCAUCAAAGAGUUACGACCUUGUACCUAACUGGCUAUACUUUAGGUGGAUCCAUAUCACCUUACAUCGGCAACCUCAGCUUUCUUAGGGUGGUCAACCUCUCAGACAACUUCUUACACGGAGAAAUUCCACAACGGGUUACUCAUCUGUUCCGGCUGCAACGUCUCGAUCUUAGAAAUAACUCGUUGUCGGGGGAAAUCCCAAGCAACUUGACAAACUGUCCGGAACUCAGAAUCUUGGACUUCAGAAGGAAUCAUCUUUUUGGGAAUCUUCCUAUUGAACUCGGCUCUUUGAAGAGGCUUGUGGGGCUUGCAGUCUCCGUAAAUCAAUUGACGGGAGGCAUCCCACCUUCUUUAGGAAAUGUUUCUUCGCUCCGAGUACUUGAGUUUUCGCUUAAUUAUUUCGUAGGAAAUAUUCCAGAGGAAAUGGGUCAUUUGCAAAGGUUGGCUUACUUUGGAGUCGUGGAUAAUAAUAUGUUCGGUACGUUCCCUCAUUCCCUCUACAAUGUAUCAAAUUUAAAGAGCAUUGAAGUCGGAUAUAACCGACUUAAUGGCACUCUUCCAGCCAAUAUAGGCCUCACUCUACCUAAUCUCCGAAUUUUGAAUAUCUAUGGUAACAAAUUCUAUGGUCCAAUCCCAGUUUCACUAUCCAAUGCUUCUCAGCUUGAAGUCCUUGAGCUCUCCUAUAACAAUUUUGUGGGGCAAGUUCCAACUGAUCUAGGAAACCGGAUAAAUGUCUGGUGGCUAGCUGUUGCUAAAAAUAAUCUUGGAAGUAAUUCAACCAAGGACUUGGAUUUCUUAACAUCUUUGCAAAACUGCACAAAACUGAAACGGCUAGCUUUUGCUGAUAACAAUUUUGGAGGUAGUUUACCUGAUUCUAUAGGUAAUUUGUCGAAGCAACUCAAUUAUUUGUACAUUGGCGGCAAUCAAAUAUCUGGAAUUAUUCCUGAAUCAUUAGAGAAUCUCAUGAACUUAAUUCUUCUCGACAUGCGAAGGAACCUGUUCACAGGCACCAUUCCCACUUAUUUUGGGAAGUUACAAAAGCUACAAGUAUUGUCUUUGCAUGGAAACAGAUUGUCGGGGCACAUACCAUCCUCUCUAGGCAACCUCACUCAAUUGUUCGCACUUUACUUGUAUCAGAACAAAUUGGAAGGAAGCAUUCCAUCAAGUUUUGAAAACUGCAAAAGUUUGAAGUAUUUAGAUAUUUCCCAAAAUAGCCUUAGUGGAGCCAUACCCAAAACGAGUCUUUCUUCCCAAUUACUAGCACUCAGCUUAUCACAAAACUCAUUGACAGGCAUCCUAACUAUGGAAGCAGUAAGCAAAUUGAAAAAUAUUUUGGAAUUGGAUGUCUCCGAAAACAGUUUGUUUGGUGAGAUUCCUGCAACAAUUGGAGAUUGCUCGAGUAUGCAGAACCUUUCCUUGCAAGGUAAUUCAUUUGAAGGAAACCUACCUCCUUUGGCUUCAUUGAAAGACCUUCGCUAUGUAGAUCUUUCAAGAAACAAUUUCUCGGGAUUAAUUCUUAAAGAUUUACAGAAAGUUUCUGAU